Danaus plexippus (monarch butterfly) is the source of this 866-nucleotide messenger RNA. Its product is annotated as mitochondrial inner membrane protease subunit 2. Gene Ontology annotation, cellular component: membrane; mitochondrial inner membrane peptidase complex. The transcript has a single exon. Bases 168 to 662 code for a protein of 164 amino acids. Gene Ontology annotation, biological process: mitochondrial respiratory chain complex assembly. Gene Ontology annotation, molecular function: serine-type endopeptidase activity. NCBI's taxonomy places the organism in Eukaryota, Metazoa, Arthropoda, Insecta, Lepidoptera, Nymphalidae. The record is from RefSeq and is a predicted model, not a curated record.
AAUCUCUAUUUGUCAACUGUCAUCUACCUCGUAAUUAUUAAAAAAAAAAUACCUACUUCAAAUUUUAUAAAAAUACUAAUGGACCGUAAAUGAUUGAUAGGAAAUUAAUUGCAUAUACCGACUAUGUCGGUAACGUUUGACCGUCAUACUAGCAUAUCGGCAUAUAAAUGUUUCUCAAAAGUUUGUGCAAAUCUAUCCUUUUUGGAGUACCCAUAGGCAUAACCUUCCUUGACACAGUGGGAUAUGUCGCACGAGUGGAAGGAAUUUCCAUGCAACCAGUUCUCAAUCCCGGAACCAAGAAUACCGAUUACGUAUUUUUGUCGCGAUGGUCAGUAAGAGAUUAUCAAGUUAAAAGAGGUGAUGUUAUCUCACUGGUGUCACCUAAAGACCCUAAUCAGAAGAUUAUAAAGCGAGUCGUAGCUCUGGAAGGUGAUGUUGUAAAUACACUUGGUUACAAGAAUCAAUAUGUAAAAAUCCCUGAAGGCCACUGUUGGGUUGAAGGUGAUCACACAGGUCAUACAUUGGAUAGCAACACAUUUGGUCCGGUAUCAUUAGGUCUGAUUAAUGCUAAAGCCCUUUGCAUAGUUUGGCCACCCAGCAGGUGGCAGAAUUUGGAAGCUAAGCUGCCAAACAACAGAACUCCUAUCAGUAAAUCAAUAUGAAUGUCUGUGUAUAUAUGUUUUGUAGAUAUACAUGUUGUAAUUAUUAUUUAUAAAUUCAAGUAGAAUGUUUGCAUUGCCCGAAUUCUAGUAGAUAGAUUUUUAAAGAAUUUAUAUUUGAAAUUAAUUUUGUUAGUUAUUAUUUAUGAAUAGUAUAUUAUUUUGGUGACAAUGAGAUAAGCUAAAUAAAGGUAUUAGUGCUUGGUA